Molecule: messenger RNA, 1185 nt
Organism: Miscanthus lutarioriparius
Lineage: Eukaryota; Viridiplantae; Streptophyta; Magnoliopsida; Poales; Poaceae
Source: the annotation of a GenBank genome assembly
AUGCAGCCGCGUGUACAGCGCACGCACGAGAGCCGGGUUGGGCGCGUCUCGUGCAUGCGUGGCGGCUUUUCUCAUCGACCAAACGCCAACCAAACAACCACCAACUGCACCGGCACACCGAGAGCGGCGAGUGCCACAGAUAGCUCGUCCGAUCGAAGCCAUUUCAUAUCCAAACUCCCAGCAAGAGAGGGGUGGUCAGAGCCACUGGUGCUCUACAAGAACUACUGGUUCCGCCCGUACUUCGUAGACAGCAGGCUGCGCAUCGAAAAUGGCUUCAAACCUCGCCCCGAAGAUGCCAUCCUUGCUACCAACCCCAAGUGCGGCACCACAUGGCUGAAAGCCCUCGCCUUUACAGUCAUCAACCGCUUCCGGUAUGACUUUGGCAGCCACCCUCUUCUUUUUCGUCAUCCUCAAGAGGUGGUACCAUCCAUAGAAGCCCCUAGCCAUGAGAACCUUACCUAUUUGGAGAACCUCCCAUCCCCAAGGCUUCCUGCCACUCAUAUGCCUCUUUCAUUGUUCCCAAAGUCCAUAGCCAACUGUGGUUGUCUAGUUGUGUAUAUCUGUCGAGACCCUAAGGAUGCCUUUGUGUCUCGGUGGCACUUUGAUAAUAAGAUGCAUAGGGGACACUGUGUUGACAUGGAAACAGCAUUCGACAUGUUCACUGAAGGUUUCUCGAGCAAUGGACCCUUUUGGGACCAUUGUCUCGAGUACUGGAGGGAGAGUAUUGCAAAACCUGAUAAGGUUCUUUUCCUCAAGUAUGAGGAUAUGACCUUAGAGCCAACAAAGUAUGUCAUAAGGCUUGCAACGUUCCUGGGUGUCCCAUUUAGUAUUAAGGAAAUAGAGGACGGGAUACCCGAGGAGGUGGUGAGGUUGUGCAGCUUCGAGAAGCUUAGUAGCUUGUCUACCAACCAACCAGGAGAAUUUGCUCGGCUUGGCAACAUAGUUAUUGAGAUUUUAGGAAAGGAAAGAUCGAGCGAGGAGCUAGCGUUCGUUUUCCGCCGGCGCCGGCGCUUCCUGUUCUUGCUCAUCGACGUGGACGCGCUAUUCUUGCGUGGAGACGCCGACUCACCCGACGUGGUCGCCGACUCGCCGACGCACCGCACACCGGCACACCGCCGUGGUGCCGCGACGACGCGAGCUGCAACUGCAUGCAAGGACGGCGAACAGCAGAUGCAAUCACAGUAA